CGUUAAACUGUCUUUCUUUUCUGUUUUUCUCUGGUUUUUUUUUGACAUAUUCUUUGGUCGAUGAAAAAAUGUGGGUGAAGAAGAGAAUUUGAAAAGAAAAUUUGGUUUCAGUUUUUGAUGGUGAAAAAGAAGGGGGUGUUGUUGGAUUGUACUAUUGGCUAAGAAAAAGUGAGUUGAAAAGGCGUUUGAGGAGAUAAUGCUGUGGGCCAAGGAGAAUAGAAGAAUAUCUAGUAUUAUUGAUGCCACUAAAGACACUAAUAAUGGAGAUGGAAUUUAGGAGACAUACUGAAUUGUCAACAACACUAGGCUUUAUUAUGUCUAGAAAAGUAGGACUAUAUGAUAUGAGAAUAUUUUUUAUACAGGUUAUAGUGAAGUGGUCACUUGUGAUGGCCAGGAUAGCGAAAGAAUGCUAUAGAGUAUGAUGGUGCAAGUAUGGAGGGGGUAAAAUUCUUGGAAUUUAACCUCGUGGGGGUUGGCCUAAUGGUUAAGGACUUGCGGGUUUGCCUGAGUCGUAUGAAUUAGGUGCACGCUACGGGUUGAAUUCUCAACAUUGUUAGGUGCAGAUAAUUCCAUGUUGGGGCCACAAUCGUGGACUUUCGUUUGAGCUUUCCCACGUGUGCGGGGGUGGGGUGUUGCGUGUGCUAGCUAGGAGGACUAGUCGAGCCAUAUGGUCUCGAUACCUUUGCUAUCAUAUAAAAAAUUGAAGGAAUUUAACUGGAAUAUUAAUGUAGGAGAAUGAUGCAGUUUAAGAUGUCAGCAAGUAGGUUUACUUGACUGACCUUCAUUGUUUGCACGGGGGCUUUAGGAUUUUGUAGCUUAAAAAAUUGUGCUGAGAUGGAUGAAGGCAUGAGUGUUCUGACAUGAUGGCGAGCAUACAGAAUAACAGAUCCUGUAGAAUGUGAUGCCUGAUACUUACAAGAGGUAUAAACUUGGUUGGAUUGUAAAGAACAUGCUUGUUCAUGUCAGCUUAGGCCUUAGUGAACGAUCAAUCUUUGAGGAAGCCUUAUAUAUAGCUUUGGUUCUAUUUGUUUCCCUGAAAAAAUAAGUUAUUUGGGAGAUUGUUUUUCCUGCAGAGGAAAGUUUGUUCUCCAAUUUUCCUGAUUAUUGGAAUGUUCAUUCCAAUAUUUUUGGGACCCAGCGAAAAAAACCACUGAAAGUAUGAGUCUUCCUGGGAUUUCAUUGCUUACCUAGCCUUUCCUGAAAAGUUCUCUUGGUAAUGUUCAACAAAGCAGCCCUUUCUUCUUACAGUUUCCCAUAUGCAAACGUCAUCACACUCUUUCAGAUGCUAUGUUCAUGCUUAUUCCUUUAUGUAUUGAAAUUCUGGAAGAUCAUAUCUUUUACAACUAGUGAACCGCAGAACAUGUCUAACAACCCAGCAAGACUUGUAUCAUUUAAGACAUUGCUUCACUCCCUUCCCCUGGCGUUGUCAUAUCUGCUUUACAUGCUGAUCACAAUGGAAUCUGUACGUGCCAUAAAUGUUCCCAUGUACACCACCCUUAGGAGGACUACCGUGGCUUUCACAAUGAUUGUGGAGUUUCUUUUGACAGGACAGAAACAUUCCUUGCGUGUUGUUGGCAGUGUUGGGAUAAUCAUACUUGGUGCAUUUGUUGCUGGAGCUCGAGAUUUGUCAUUCGAUGCUUAUGGCUAUGCCAUUGUCUUUGUAGCAAACAUUUGUACAGCAGUAUAUCUUGCUUCUAUUGCUCGAAUUGGUAAAUCUAGUGGCCUCAAUAGCUUUGGUCUUAUGUGGUGCAAUGGUAUAAUUUGUGGACCAAUCUUGCUGUUCUGGACAUCAAUUAGAGGAGAUUUGGAAGCAAUGAGGAACUUUCCCUCUCUCUUCUCACCAGGAUUUCAGGUGGUGAUGCUUCUUUCCUGUAUCAUGGCUUUCCUAAUUAAUUAUUUUGUGUUUAUGAAUACAACACUAAAUUCAGCUUUGACACAGACUAUCUGUGGUAAUUUGAAGGAUCUUUUUACCAUUGGAUUUGGCUGGAUACUAUUUGGUGGGCUUCCAUUUGACUUGUUGAACGUUGUUGGCCAGUCCCUUGGUUUCUUUGGAUCUUGCUUGUAUGCCUACUGCAAACUGAAAGGGCAAUAAAUGCCGAAACUGCUGCUUAGCAGAGGUAUACUGGGGGAAAAUUGCUCAAAUGGUAGAUCACUAGUGCCUUCAUUCAAUUGCCAACUUUUUUGUUUCUAGUUAUAGCAGACACAAGGGAAUGUUACCUCAUGUCUUAUGUAGAUAACUUUUCUUCAUAAUAUGCAAGAUGUUGGCUGCUCCACCAUUGAAUA
Populus nigra (black poplar) is the source of this 2283-nucleotide messenger RNA. RefSeq names its product UDP-N-acetylglucosamine transporter UGNT1-like. The coding region runs from base 1217 to 2092 and encodes 291 amino acids. Lineage: Eukaryota; Viridiplantae; Streptophyta; Magnoliopsida; Malpighiales; Salicaceae. The record is from RefSeq and is a predicted model, not a curated record. The transcript has 10 exons. Gene Ontology annotation, molecular function: GDP-fucose transmembrane transporter activity; antiporter activity. Gene Ontology annotation, cellular component: Golgi apparatus.